Messenger RNA from Scophthalmus maximus (turbot), 5000 nucleotides. RefSeq names its product brevican (gene bcan). Gene Ontology annotation, biological process: cell adhesion. Lineage: Eukaryota; Metazoa; Chordata; Actinopteri; Pleuronectiformes; Scophthalmidae. Gene Ontology annotation, molecular function: hyaluronic acid binding. Bases 292 to 4182 code for a protein of 1296 amino acids. The record is from RefSeq and is a predicted model, not a curated record. The transcript is spliced from 16 exons.
CUGAACUGAACUUGAGGAAUACGGAGGAUUCUUUGCCCCUCAGCCUGUCCCUCGUCAUGGAUUAUGAUGUUCCCGGCAGGAGGUGGAGAAGGAGGUGCUGGUAUUUCAAUGCUGCCUCCAUCGCACUCUUCCCUCUCGUCAGCUCUUCUCGUGUCAGCGGCGGACCCGGGGCGGACACGAGUCUCUGCCUCAGUCAAUAGAGAGGUUGUGGGUUUUCUCAGCUCCUGAAAGAGAAGACGUCAGGACCUGCACCUGUCCGGUCCAGCGCGACGACCUCAGAGACCGAGAGAGAUGAAAAUGAAACUGGUUGUGCCUCUACCUGUGCUGCUGUGUGCCAUCUGCCUCCUUGUCCUGCCAUCGUCCUCUACCCCCCACCAUGACUCAGAUGAUUCAAAGCUUCUCCACGUCACUAUCCUCACCACCCCCCCAGUGUUGGCCGUGCUGGGCGGCUCUCUGACGUUACCCUGCCUAGUGUCUCUGGCCCACCCUCCACCAUCCCCCUCCACCAACGGCCGCCACGCCGUGCUCUCUCUCCCCCGGGUCAAGUGGAGUGUGCUAACUAAUGGCCAUGAGGCAGAGAUCCUGGUGGCCCGUGGGGACAGGGUGAGAGUCAGUGAGGCCUACAAAGACAGAGCGACGCUGCUCAACUAUGCCUUCUCCCCCGCCGACCUCACCUUGCGCCUGGAAAGUCUGAGACAGAAUGACACCGGCUUCUACCGCUGCGAGGUGCAACAGGGCCUGGAGGAUGCUGACGACAUGGCUCAGGUCAAGGUCAAAGGUGUGGUGUUUCAUUAUCGUGAUGCAUCCAGCCGGUACGCGUUUACCUUCGCGCAGGCCAGAGAGGCCUGUAAGGAGGUUGGCGCUGAAAUCGCCACUCCAGAGCAGCUACUGGCUGCCUACCACAGUGGAUACGAGCAGUGUGAUGCAGGCUGGCUGUCAGACCACUCAGUGAGAUAUCCCAUUCAGAUGCCGAGAGAGGGCUGUUUUGGGGAUAUGGAUGGACUGCCAGGAGUGAGGAACUAUGGACUGCUGGAGCCUGAUGAGCUGUAUGACACCUAUUGCUAUGUGGAGGAUAAUGAGGGUGAGGUAUUCCAUGGCUCCGCCCCCCAGCGUUUCACCUUCUGGGAGGCCAAGACCUUUUGUCUGAGUCACGGGGCAGAGCUGGCCACCACAGCUCAGCUAUAUGCAGCCUGGAAUGAUGGACUGAACCACUGCAGUCCAGGGUGGCUGGUGGACGGCAGUGUGCGCUACCCCAUCGUCACCCCCAGAGAGCGCUGUGGAGGUGGUGAACCUGGAGUCAGAACCAUCUAUCGCUACAGCAACCAGACAGGCUUCCCUCACUCUCACACACGACAUGAUGUCUACUGCUUCAGAAGCCCCAAGGCACAGGAGACAGGAGACAGCAGGAACAGACUGGGGGAAUAUCACAGGAACCACAUCACAGGCAAUAACGUCCCUUACACCGAAUCGCCUCAGGAUUUUCUCGCCACUGAGCCAGAGGACAUUGUUUUCUUGACUAAUUCUGCUCAGGAAGCGGUUACCUUUAGUGAGGUGACAGCAAUGAGGGGUGAAGACGUGCAGCAUGCCCAGACGGUCAGUCCUGUGCAACAAGCCCCUGUGCAGGCUCAGUCCCCGACACUGUGUUACGACAAGGAGCCGUUGCUCUCAGUGGACCUUCAUCAGUCUCUGCAGACUCCUCUGCCUGAGCAUCAACAGCACACUACCAUAGAAGAUACCUGGGAGCCUGUGGAGAAGGCAAGAUACCCAGAGUCCUAUAGACCAGCACCUGACGAAAAUCCUCUGACAGAUCAUGAAGAUUCUCACGUACAUCCAACAUCUUCUAAUGCUGAUGGCGUAGUACCAACUGGUAAAGACUCCAGUUUACCCACAAUUGAUGGGACAAGUUCAGGAACCAGAGAGCCCCCAGAGUCUCAUAAUUCUAACAAUAACCCAGAGACUCAAACCCAGGAUUCGCUAGGUGUUAAUGCAACAUCUGGAGUUGACGUAAAGGAGCUUCUCAAUAGUUCUUCAGAGGUGCAUCAGAAGGUUGAGCUUCCCGUUUCCCAAGAGGAUCACACUCCAGAUGACCACUGGGAACAUGUCUCUGAAUCUGAGCUGGUCUACUCAAGCACUUCUUACGAUAUUUCUGAGCAGACAGAAGAGGCCAGCACUGGUAAUGUUGAGAGGGUAUCAGCAGUGACUACUUCCCUCCACGCUGAAGAAUCAGAUGUUCCCGCCACUGCACCACCUGUGAACCACCCAACAGUGGAGUGUGGAGAGGAGAGUGCAAGUCUUCCUCUAGAUGAGGGAAUACAAGACCCAGUAACCCAGAGUUUGAUUGGCUUGGACAUCUCUACCAUUUCUGAACUGGUCCCUACCUCUGAUUCAAGUUAUGAUCCUCCUCAAGAGCAAUCAGGAAUCAUGAUUGAGUCGUCCAUCCCAGUUGACCGUGGUGGCGAGGAGAACAAAAGCGCUCCGGACGAGGCCGAUCCAAUAGAGCAGAGUGGAAACAUCCAUCUCACUGAAAUCACAGCAGCAGAGCUCAUUACAGUCACUGAUGACUCCACUGUGGAUUCUCCUGUCCUAAACAACAAUCCUAUGACUUUGUUGACACCUGGAACCCUGUCUCCCCCUUCUAUGGAGGUUAUAUCUAGCUCCCCAGAGAUCAUUACCUCCAUGCCCAAAUGCAAUGCUUCAUCUGGGGCCGACAUCCAGGAACAUACUGAAGAGGAGGGAUUAGAAGAAAGUCAAGAAGCAUUUUUCAGCACAACGCAAAAUAUCACAUACAGUGACCCAGAGAGGAGGGAACGAGGUGCCAGAGAUGGAUCAGAUGAAUCGUCAGGAGAAAGCCCAGUGUUGAAACCAGAACUUCUGUUGACAAACCCUACUGUCUCAGCAGACCACACCUCUGAGGGAACUGAUGGUGAGGCCGGCACUGGUGCACCUCCUCAUUCAAAUGUAAAAAUCACCCUGAUCCUUCAUCGGACCCUCACGCCCGGCUGGGAACCCGAGCCUUCCUCCUCCACGCUGCAGGAGUCUCGCUCUGACCGAGAAUACAGUGCAGAGACUCCCGUUGCCCAGGAAACUGAUGAGGUCAUGGCGGUGAUCACCACCAGGAGCAUCAAUGGACAUGGAUUAGACGUGGCAGCUGAGGCGGAGACCGGCACAGACGAGAACUCUGGUCCAACUCUCACCACAGACAGUCAUGAUGUGACCGUCGCUGCUCCCACCAUGUACCCAGAGGAAUUUAAACAAGAUGAGGAGGACCAGGAACAGGGAGCCAUGGCUGCACAGCCAGGAGCCGUCUCAGACUCCUGCCUUGAGAACCCUUGCUUGAAUGGAGGCACUUGUGUCGAUGGUGGAUCGACCAGGUGCAUUUGUUUGCCCGGUUACGGAGGAGACUUGUGCCAGACAGACCCUGAGGUGUGCGAGCCGGGCUGGGAGAAGUUUCAGGGCUUCUGUUACCGUCAUUUUAGCAAGAGGCAGAGUUGGGAGGCGGCUGAGCAGCACUGUCGCAUGUGUGGUGGACACCUGAUCUCCGUCAUGACCCCCGAGGAGCAGGAGGACAUCAACGGUAAAACUUGGAAACCCAAGAAAGAAAAUUGCACAAGUUCUUGCGACCAAGGAGCAAAAAGAGCCAGAUUGUACAAAUACAGAGAAUAUCAGUGGAUCGGACUAAAUGACAGAACCAUAGAGGGAGACUUCCGCUGGUCAGACGGGAACCCUCUGCUCUAUGAGAACUGGUACAAAGGCCAGCCUGACAGCUACUUCCUGUCCGGUGAGGACUGUGCGGUGAUGGUGUGGCACGACGGCGGCCAGUGGAGCGAUGUACCGUGCAACUACCACCUAUCCUACACCUGCAAAAAGGGUGUCUCCUCCUGUGGCGAGCCCCCACAGGUUCCCUUUGCUAAAGUGUUUGGGAAGAAGCAUUCACGUUACGAGACCAACACCAAGGUGCGGUACUACUGUGAAGAGGGUUUUGUUCAGAAACUGAAUCCUGUCAUUACGUGCCUGCCCAGCGGCCAAUGGGAGGAGCCUCAGAUUACCUGCAUGCCACCUCACUCAAUGGGACAAGACUCUGUUACCUUACUGCCUCACCAGCAUGAGGAGGUCAUCGAGGUCAUGAGUACAGCAACGGAUAAAGCAACGCCGCUGUUCUCGGACAUUAAGUGGAAUUUGUAAAGCCAUCCUGCCUUCUUUUCUGUUUUCCUCUUCCUGUUUGUACCACUUCUCUAAUGUCUCACAAGACUCUCCAGCACAGUUUCUGCAUUAAGUUAAACUUUAUGUUAAAGAAACCUCAAGGCGACAGUUCCUACAAUCACCGGGAAUCUGGAAAACUGCCGUGUAGAGUUCUGAAAGAUUUAGAAGGAUUUGGGGAUUUGGAUGAGUUUUUAAAAAAAGACAUCCAGUAUACUUCCUCAUGAAACUUUCAUGUGAGAGAAUAAAAGAGGAUCCUGCAGAUUAUUCAAAGCAAAUUUUGUGCAGUUUGCAAGAUACUUAUCUUAUCGGUUCAUUGUGAAACCACAAAUUAUAGAAAUACACAUUAAACCCAAGUUAUCCAUCUCCAUAGAUCCAUUUAUCAACAUUAAAAACAAAGUCAUCAAACAGUUUAGUGUUUUACAGGAAGAGAAGAGACAGAUUUUUAGAUGUAAAAGUACCAGGAUGUCGGUUUUAUAUCAAGAGAUGAAUAAACAGUUAACACAGAGACAUGAGCUUAAACCUGGGAACAUGAAUUUGUCAUUUCAUGUGGUCUUUAAAGUUUAAAUGUAAGUUGUUAUUAGUCUGUAUUAGCCUAAAUAAACCAAUUAAAAAUGUGGCUUUUGUUUAAACCUAGCACUGAGUUUGGAAAAUUUUAAUGACAAAUUCUAUUCUACUGAGGUUCUGUCCUAGAGCAUUGUAAUUUCUUAAUCAACAGACAUUUUGUAACAAAACAUAUGUUUUUUUGGUUUGUUUAAAUGAUGAUUGUAGAAAUUAAAACCUGACUGUUCAGCGACAGUGUU